Molecule: messenger RNA, 1290 nt
Organism: Linderina pennispora
Lineage: Eukaryota; Fungi; Kickxellomycota; Kickxellomycetes; Kickxellales; Kickxellaceae
Product: ArfGap-domain-containing protein
Exons: 2
Coding region: 1-1290 (429 amino acids)
Biological process (GO): regulation of endocytosis; regulation of ARF protein signal transduction
Cellular component (GO): Golgi membrane
Molecular function (GO): GTPase activator activity
Source: RefSeq, a predicted model, not a curated record
AUGACAGACGCCAAGGUCAAGCGUGCAUUGCUCGAUCUGCAGCGCAAGGAGGGCAACAAGUCCUGUAUGGACUGCGGUUCGCCGAACCCGCAGUGGGCGUCGGUAUCGCUGGGAACGUUUUUCUGUCUCAACUGCUCAGGCCAGCACCGUGGCUUGGGCGUACACCUGAGCUUUGUGCGGUCGAUCUCGAUGGACAAAUGGACAGCAGACCAGCUGAAGCGGAUGGAGCUUGGCGGCAACGUUAAAGCACUGGCGUUCUUCAAAACGCAGCCUGAUUACAAGGACGGUAUGGCAAUCAAGGACAAGUACAACAGCCGGUUUGCCGAGCUGUGGCGGCAAAAGCUGACUGCCGAAUGCGAGGGCAAGGUAUGGACUGCGCCGCCGCCUGGUGCUGUGCCCAGCCCGCAGAUCCGCUCCAACACGUCAUCGCCGAUGCCCCGCAGCAACAGUGCAAUGGGUGCACGCCGCAACUUGUCGGGUGUUAGCCCGAACCCGAACCUCAACAGUGCAUUCGGCAACUCUCCGGCCAGCAGUGGCCAACAGACGCCUGAUCUCGGAGGCACAAUGGGCCAGAAGAAGCGCAACGAGGACUAUUUUGCCUCUCUGGGUGCUACCAACGAGUCGCGUCGCGAGGAUCUGCCACCGAGCCAGGGCGGAAAGUACAGUGGUUUCGGAUCGUCGUCGUUCACGCCUAGCUCGGCGCGUUCGACCAGCCAGUCGGCGGGGAUUGGCUCUUUCAACCCGCAGGAUAUCGUCAAUGACCCGUCGGCUGCGCUCAACAAGGGGUGGUCGCUGUUGUCGAUGGGUGCACAGACAGCUCUUAGCACACUCGGCACAGUGGCUGGUGCUAUCAACGAGAACUAUGUGAAGCCAGCGGCAGAGAGGAUCCAGGACCCAAGCUUCCGUAACGAUAUGACUUCGUAUGUGAGCACCAUCGGCCUGAAGGUUGAGGAGACAGCAAACCGUGGGUUCACGUCGCUUUCCGAGUACAUGCGUAAUGGCCAGCAGAGUCAAGGCGGGUACUCGCAGGUGCCAACCUCGGGAGGUGCUGGGGUGCAGAGUAGCAACUACGGUGGUGAUGACGACGCCGAUUUCUUCGAGAAGGAGAUGAGCCAAGGCAGCGGAACUCUGACACCAGCGGCCUCCACGAAUAACCCGAUUGCGCGCACUGCCAAUGUCGUCAAGCGCUCGAACUCGCGGAACACACAGCUUUCUGGAUCUGGCAACAACUCGACGACCAACCUGAAGAAGAAGUCGUCUGGAUGGGACGACGAGUGGGAUAACUUUUAG